Catharus ustulatus (Swainson's thrush) is the source of this 2685-nucleotide messenger RNA. RefSeq names its product telomerase reverse transcriptase-like. The record is from RefSeq and is a predicted model, not a curated record. Gene Ontology annotation, molecular function: telomeric repeat DNA binding; telomerase RNA binding. Gene Ontology annotation, cellular component: telomerase catalytic core complex. NCBI's taxonomy places the organism in Eukaryota, Metazoa, Chordata, Aves, Passeriformes, Turdidae. Gene Ontology annotation, biological process: telomere maintenance via telomerase.
AUGGCUCGCGGAGCUUCUUGUUCUCCCGCCUCUCCAGCUCGUGCUUUUGUUUUUUGUUCAUUCACCGCUAAGCACCUGCUCCGCGAUGCCCGGCGGGCGAGCGGCGCGGUCGGAGGGGCGGCGCGGCGCCCCCGUGCCUGCUUUGGCCGCAGCAUGGCGAGCUGGGAGCCCUUCGCGGCCGUGCUGUCCGCGCUGCGCCGCUGCUACGCCGAGGCCGUCCCGCUGGAGACCUUCGUCCGGCGGCUGGGGGGCGGCGGCGCCGGGGACGCCGAGGUGCUGCGGGCCGCCGACGGCCCCGGCUACCGCACCUUCGUGGGGCAGUGCCUCGUGUGCGUGCCCCGCGGCGCCCGCCCCAUCCCGCGGCCCUUCACCUUCCAGCAGUUAUCUAGUCAGAGUGAAGUUACCUCAAGAGUCGUUCAGAGACUGUGUGAAAAAAAGAAGAAGAAUGUCCUCGCAUAUGGAUACUCCUUACCAGAUGAAAACAGUUCUCAAUUCCCAAUUGUGCCACUUUCAAAGAUACACAGCUACCUACCCAAUACUGCCACAGAAACUCUUUGUAUCAGCGGCUUCUGGGAGACAUUGUUGAGUCGGAUAGGGGAUGAUGUGAUGAUGUAUUUAUUGGAACACUGUGCAGUCUUUAUGCUGGUUCCCCCUAGUAAUUGUUACCAAGUUUGUGGGCAACCAGUUUAUGAACUUAUUUCAUAUAACGUAGCCUCAUCCCUGGUAUUUUUUCAGACAAGUUCUCAAAGUAGUUGUACUAGUUUGCUUAAAUAUGUGCGGAAAAGGCUUAUGUUUCAUAGAAAAUAUCUUUUAAAGUCAUGUGAGUGGAAAUACAGACAAAAAUGUAAAGAUAAUGUCUCCAGAGUGAGAAAUGAAGGAAAUAACAAGAGACGAAGCUUAGCGCCCACUGACCAGUGCUCUGCAAAAGCUGUUUCUAAAGCAAGCAAACAGAUCAGAAAGGUUAGUGAACAUCAGGGGAAGAGUAGCUCCAGUUCAUGUGUUUCAGCUACAACUCCAUCUCGAAAAAGGAAGAUUCAUAGAGAGCAACCUGAAAUUCCAGCUAAGAGAGCAAAAAUAGUGGAGAAAGUGAGAGAGGAAAAGGCUUGUAGUCUUGUUCCUGAUCUAAACCAAAGUAGUUCCGAGAGAUCUGAAACUGCGUGUGUAUCACCCCGUUCUGAAAGUGCCAUUAAACCCCACCAUGUUUCUGAAAGUAGUAACAGUGCUGUGUCUGAUCCUUUAGUUCACACAUCUCGUGGCAGGAGGAAGUUUGUGGCAGGCAAAAGCUAUCUUCUGCAGGGACUUCGUAACAAACCUUUAGGCUCCAACACUGAAAUGCAAGCAGAUUCCCGCAGGAAAAGAGUAGAGAUGCGUACCUAUGAAUCUCAGUUGCCUUCAGGACAAACCAAAUCGAUGGACGGUACUUCAAAAUGCAGAGGGCAGGAGAGUCCCCAACCUCAUUUAUCAAACAAGUUACCCUAUAGACUCCUGAGUUCUGCAGUAUACAUUGAGAAGAAGUCUCUUCUGUAUUCUUGCAGGAGUUUCCAUGAAUGUUUUCCUAAAUCAUUUAUCUUGAAUCGCUUGCAGGACUCUGAGGCAGGUGGAAGACGGCUUGUAGAAGCUAUAUUUUUUAGCCAAAAUCAGGUGCAGCAAAGGCACCAAAGUCUGCCAAAGCGCAAGUGGAGAAAGAAGGCAUUGCCCAAACGCUACCGGCAAGUGAGGCAUACAUUUGAGCAACUGCUGAAGAACCAUGGAAAGUGUGCUUACUUGGCUCUCUUGAGAAAAAAUUGCCCCAUUCGGAUAUCUGAAAUCAGUAUGAGAAAAAUCAAUCUGUCUUGUCAAGCAGUCUUACCUGGGGAAGCAGGGGUUCAGAAGCAAGCAGAACAGUUUGGGAAAGAGCCUGCUAAGUGUGUGACAAGCAGCAGAUGUGAAUCUGGUCACACUGAUGUGCCAGACAGCUUAGGAGCUCCCCUUGCAGAAUCUGUGCUUAGGGAGUUUGCGAGUGAGGAUCAAAACUCGGGAGAGGCACGUGAUUCAGCCCUCAGGGAGCUCCUCACACACAGCAGCUACUGGCAGGUGUACAUGUUUGUGAGGGAUUGCCUGGAGAAGGUCAUCCCUACUGAGCUUUGGGGUUCAAACCACAACAAGUGCCGGUUCCUAAAAAAUGUCAAAAUGUUCAUUUCCAGGGGGAGGUUUGCUAAGAUUUCGUUGCAGGAGUUGAUGUGGAGGAUGAGAGUGAAUGACUGCAUGUGGCUUCGUCUAGGCAAAGGUGAUUACUUUGUUCCUGCCGAUGAACAUUGUUUCCGUGAAGAACUUUUGGCCAAAUUCCUGUACUGGCUGAUGGGUACCUAUGUUGUUGAGUUGCUCAGAUCAUUUUUUUAUAUCACCGAGACGAUGUUCCAGAAAAACAUGCUCUUCUACUACCGAAAGUUUGUUUGGGGCAAGUUACAGAACAUUGGCAUUAGAAACCAUUUUGUCAAAGUACAGCUACGGCCUCUGUCUUCAGAGGAGAUGGAAACUAUCCGUCAAAAGAAAUUUGUUCCUAUGGCAUCAAAGCUUCGGUUUAUUCCCAAACCAAAUGGGUUGAGACCCAUAGUAAAAGUGGACAGUGUUGUCGAACCACGAGCACUCAGCAAGGAAAGCAGAAAAGAAGGUUUUUAUUUACUUCAUUGUUUUAUGUGUAUUUGA